AUGUCGCCUCACCCAGCAACCGAUUGGGACCAAUUGCAAGAUCGCUUCUACAGGAAGCAAGAAGUAUAUAAGAUGCUGUGGAAGCACAUGGAUUUGUCAAAAUAUAUGAUAGCCGGUGCUUCAUACGGAGGACCAAUAGCAAUGAUUCGUGAUGAUAAAAAAGUUUUAACAUUGCAAAAGCAGCAGCCUGUUAAACCUACCAUUUAUCUUUAUACGUCAGCCGGAAAAUUAAUGGAGCAGUUACAGUGGGACAAAGGUCGUAUUAUUAAAAUGGGUUGGACCGAUGCUGAACAAUUGGUUGUCGUUCUGGAAGAUGGUACUAUAAGAUUGUAUGAUAUUCAUGGUGAUUUUACCGGAUUUUCUCUUGGCAAAGAAGCCAAAGAUCAUUCAGUUAUCGAUUGUCAGAUUUGGGGAACCGGUCUAGUAGCAUUGACCGGGAAUUUUAAGCUGAUUGCUCUGACAAAUUUUGAAGAACCUAGGCCACGACUUAUGGCUGAUCCAGGAUUGAACGAACCACCUCAUAGUUGGACAUUAAUUCCACCUCAAUACACACUCAGCCGUCAUGUGGAAGUACUUUUAGCUACAGGCUCUACGAUCCUGACUGUUGAUGUGAUAGAGUCUCAGAAUCAAAAUCUUCUGCAGGGUCCCUUUACCAGGAUGGAUGUAUCUCCAAAUGGCAAAUUUUUAGCUCUCUUCACCAAUGAAGGUAAACUUAUGGUUGUCUCCACCGAUUUUUCAAAGAAUCUUUCAGAGUUUCCCACAAAGUCACAAGUACCACCUCAACAGCUGGUCUGGUGCGGUACUGAUUCGGUUGUUCUAUAUUGGGAUCAACUUCUUUUAAUGGUUGGUCCAUUUGGCGAUUGGGUUAGAUAUCCUUAUGAUGAUGACAUACAUUUAAUUCCCGAGAUAGAUGGUGUUCGCAUAAUUAGUAGCGAUAAAUGUGAAUUUUUACAAAAAGUUCCAAAUGUUACCGAAGAAAUUUUCAAAAUAGGUUCCACAGAUCCAGCGGCAAUGUUAUACGACGCUUUAGAGCACUUUGACAAACGGAGCCCAAAAGCUGAUGAAAAUAUACGAAGCAUUCGUCCGGAACUUGCUGAUGCCGUUGAUGCUUGUAUUGAGGCCGCAGGUCAUGAAUUUAGCGCAGUUCGGCAACGAAGUCUACUUAAAGCAGCAGCAUUUGGCAAAACAUUUCUCGAAUCAUAUAACUCUGAUCGCUUCGUAGAGAUGUGCCAAAUAGUGAGGGUGUUAAAUUCUGUACGAUAUUUCGAAAUUGGAAUACCAAUAACUUAUACGCAGUUAAUAUCAUUUAUUUUUAAACCAUUCGCGUCUAUGAAAGAUAAUUUAUUUAUCAAAAAUUUUUAUAGAUAUUUACGCAUUACACCAGAUGCAUUGAUCGAUAGAUUGAUAAACCGCCAUCAUCAUUUGCUAGCAUUAAGAAUUUGUGAAUAUUUAAAGACGAGAACAGAUCGAGUUCUCAUACAUUGGGCCUGCUCAAAGGCAAGCAAUAUUAAAAAAUCUACGGAUGAUGAGGAAACGAUUUGCCGGAUGAUCGUAGAGAAGCUGGCUAACAAACCCGGUCUUUCUUAUGCUGAAAUUGCGAGAACUGCUCAUAAAGUUGGGCAACCAAAGCUAGCAACAAGAUUACUCGAUUAUGAGCCACGUGCAGCUGAUCAAGUACCUCUACUUAUGAGCAUGCAAGAGGAUGAGUUAGCGCUAAUAAAGGCGAUUGAAAGCGGUGAUACUGAUUUAGUUUACUUAGUAAUGCUUCAUCUCAAGAGAAAACUUCCACUUGGUGAAUUUUUCAGAAUCAUCAACAAUAAACCUAUGGCUUGUAAUUUACUGGAAGUAUAUUGCAAGCAGCAAGACUUGAAGCUUUUAAAUGACUUCUAUUAUCAAGAUGACAGACGAGUAGAAAGUGCUAAUAUAGCAAUAUUAGAGAGUUAUAAUCAAAGGGAUUUGACUGAAAGAAUUAAUAAGCUGAAGGUUGCAUUGAAGUGGUAUCAAGAUGAUAAAGAGCACUCUUUUGAAGCGAAGGCUAUUGACGAAAAUAUCAAAUUAUUACAAUCACAAUCUCAAUUAGAAAAAGAAAUGAAUCAACGAUUGAUUGGAUUACCUUUGAGUGAGACAGUUCACAAGUGUAUUAUCGCAAAUCAGCAUAGCAAAGCAAAUAAGCUUAAAUCAGACUUUAAAAUUCCUGAUAAACGGUUCUGGUGGAUCAAAUUAAAAGCUUUAGUCGAAAUGAGAGACUGGGAUGAGUUGGAUCGAUUUUCAAAGUCAAAGAAAUCGCCUAUCGGAUAUGAACCAUUUGUUGAGGAGUGUAUUAAGGCCACACAACAAAGCGAAGCUGCUAAAUACAUUCAAAAAUGUGAACCGGCAGUUCGACCCGGCUUGUAUAUAAAAAUAGGAGACUUCAGGGCCGCAGCUCAAGAAGCACUCGCGCUAAAGGAUAUUCAGUUACUGCGAGAAAUAAGAAGCAAAUGUGCUAAUCAAAUCAUUGCACAAGAAUUAGAUGCUUACAUCGCUCAAGCAACCACGAAAUAG
Dentiscutata erythropus is the source of this 2541-nucleotide messenger RNA. Lineage: Eukaryota; Fungi; Glomeromycota; Glomeromycetes; Diversisporales; Gigasporaceae. The record is from the annotation of a GenBank genome assembly.